Molecule: messenger RNA, 4552 nt
Organism: Lymnaea stagnalis (great pond snail)
Lineage: Eukaryota; Metazoa; Mollusca; Gastropoda; Lymnaeidae
Source: the annotation of a GenBank genome assembly
ACUUUGAAUUCGUUAAGAGGUGUUACCCGUUGUUUGGGACGCUGUUUACUGAAUUAUCUUCAGAAUAAUAUAAUGUAAAGAUUAAAGGCAAUAAUAAUGGCAAAUAAAAACAUGUUAUCGAAGAAAAAGGUGACAAAAAUAAUAUAAAUUGCAAGGUUUUAAAACAAGAUAUUAUACAUAUGUCAUAUUCCAUAUAACUAAGAAAAGAAUACUAAGUAAUUACACUUACUCUUACUUACACUUUUAAAACGACUAAUUUAUUUAUCUACUUCAUUAUCUACUUAAACUUAGUUGGUUUAACCCUCAUAUUUUAGUAGUAAUAAAAUAAUGUUAUCAUAGUUAUGCCUUUUAUAGCACACCCAGACAUGAAUUAAAAUUAUAAAUUAUUCUUUGUGUUAAAUAUUUAAAAUUAAAAAAAAACAGGUUUUGGCUUUUUGUAAACAACAAUCUUUGUUACGUAAUUAAUUGUAAUUUUUUUCCUUAAGUCUUUUUACUUUUUAUUUUAUUUAAAAUUUCCUCUGUUAUAACAGAUUACGGAGUCAGCUAGUUUAACUCUGACAGCAGUAGCCCUUCAAGACCAUUGGUCACGGACAUUAUCAUUAGGUCCAAAUUAUGGCCCUAAAAAAAUUGGUCUGGGUCCAGCAGCUCGAGCAAAGCAGAAGAAUGAAGUAAAAGCCAUUGUAGAUACUGGAAGACACAGAGGUCAUUAGUAUAGUCAUUAUCAAUCUUAUUGUAAUCACUAAACAAAAAUAGCAAAUUAAAUAUUAAUUAUAUGAAUAUGUUUAUAUUACAUUGUUAGGUUUGGCAAUGUCAAAAGUGGUGUUCUUUUCAAUAUAUCCUAAGAUAUUUUUCAAUAAUAAUUGGUUCCUCAUGUAUACUUUUCCAUUUCCUCUUGAAGUAAAAAAAAGUAUUCCUAGUGUUGAUAUGAAAGAAAGAGAAUAUGUCUUGGAUGAGAAACCUCCACCUCUAACAUUGGGUGAGAAAAAUAUAAAAUAUGUUGAAAAAUUAGCUACUUUCAAUAUUAUGGAUGGUUACAUUAAUUUGUCUCUAUAUGUAAUUUGUAAUACAGAUCAGUAUGUUUUAAUUUACCCUUGUACUUGAACAAAGUACAUUAAAUUCAUACAGGCUUAAUUCCUCUCAACCUAUUCUACUAAUAUGAAUUAAACAACACAUGCAAAUAUUGAUCAUUUAAACAAUCUAUGUGAAAACAAGAUUAUUUGAACUUUGAUAAGAAAACUAUUGUCUCAUAUCAUACCUUUAAAUAUUUAAGAAAAUAUAAUAUUAUGGGAAUAUUGAAAUAAAUACAUUUAUAAAGAUUUGAUCAUAUUUAAAAGACACAUCUUGCAUUAUAUUAUUUACUUAAUGAAUCUUUUUAAUUUGUAAAUUUCUUUAAUAAAAUUAUUAAAAUUGAACUCUUUAUUGUUUGUCUCAUAAUGUUUUAAAAACUUUUAAACUGUUUAUUUUUGGUUUAAAUUAAUCAUGGGCUUUCUAAACCAAUGUGUGCUGAAAUUUUGUGAUCAGAAGUAAAAUAUCGAGCACUUUAUUCCAGCACAAAAGUUUGGUUUAGUACAUGCUCCAAAGCAGCUGCUCUCAGAACAAGAAUGGAAUACAGUAAAAGCAAAGUCCAACCAACGUGAUGACUCUCAGGAGCCUUGUGUUAUUUGUAAAGAGGAUUUUGGGCUACAGGAACAAGUGAUUCUGUCAUGCACACAUGUUUUUCACAGAGCAAGUACAACUUACAGGCAUUUUAGUUUAAUUAUAAUUUAAAUCGUGUUAGUAUUAAAUGUUAAUCAAUGAGAUAAAAUUGUACAAAAAAGACUCAUUUAUUUAAAUAUUGUAGUGAUUUUUUUUUUGCAAUGCAUUGGUCACUAGAGUGAUAUAUGUGAUAUAUUACAUGUCUGUUGUAAAAUGUUUAAAUACUGUCACAGGCUUGUCUACAAGCCUUUGAGAGAUUCACAGGCAAGAAGACAUGCCCUAUGUGUCGCCAUGAACAGUAUCAAACAAGAAUAAUUCAUGAAGGUGCUCGACUUCAUAAACACAGGAGUGCAACAAAGUAUGUUGAGCAUAUAUGCUCUUCAGUCUUAAAAUGUUGAUAAUGAUCUUUUGUGCAAUUGUCUUUGGGAUAUUCAAUUAAUCAUUAAACAGUUAAUAAAAUUUAGAUUAAAAAAAAAAAGAAAAAAAAAAAAAAAAAAAAAUAUUUUUAUUUUUAAAAAAAAAAAAAAAAAAAAAAAAAAAAAAAUUUUUGUGCAAUUGUCUUUGGGAUAUUCAAAUAAUCAUUAAAAAGUUAAAAAAAAUUAAAUUAAAAAAAAAAAAAAAAAAAAAAAAAAAGGAAAAUUGUUUUUAUUUUUAAAUAUAGUAAAACAUUGAAAGAAAGAGAAAAGAUCUUAUUGCUAGUCAAAGUCCAAAAUUAAGUCAUGGAUGAAUAUCAACACAUUUGAGGCCAUACCUAAAAACAAUGAGCUCAUUUAAAUUAAAUUAAAAUACAAAUGAAUGCAUGAAAUAAUUAAAACUAAAUUUCCAAGGAAUGUUGUUGAUAGAAAGUCCACAUUAUUUAGUAAAGAAUUUUCAAUAUCUUUAGAAAUGAAAUUGUUUUUGUCAAAUCAAGUUUUCUUAAAAUCGAUCAUUAUCUCAUAAACUGUUUACGGUGCAAUAUUUGAUCCGGACAACAUACAUGAAACUUAUUUUUAGUGUUAAGUUACUUAUAUUAAAUAUUUAUUUAAUUAGUAUUUUUUCUUAGAAUCCAGUCUCUAUGGCGAGGUUAUGUUGUGAGAUGUUGGUAUAAACAACUGCGUGAAACUGUUCCACCAAAAGAUAUGAAACUGAGGAAAAAAUUCUAUGAAGAGAAGGUAAAUAGAAAUUGUUCAAAUUUACUAUAAACGUAAUAUAUUUUUUAUUCUUGCAUUCCUCUUGCUCAACUGGUUUUUGAAGCAACUGGCAUGGAAAACACUUCUGCUGCCAUUCAAAAUACAUAAAAUCUGAUAUUUCUUUUAAAACACCCACAACUAGUAAUGGCAGCAAAUACAAUUUUCUAGGUCAUAUGCACCUCAGAGGGUGCUUUCACCUCUGGUUAAGAACCACUGUUCUAGGUAUAUUUUUCUGACACAGGUACAGUAAUUUGAUAUCCAUGGGAGGUGAAUUUUUUAAAGGUUUGUAAAGAACAGUAGUGGACAGAGGGAUUUAUUUAGGGGCGGGUGAAGAGGUUUAUGAUAUUAGAGUUGUGGGGAGUGGUCUAGCUUUGAGGGAUGAUUUAUGACUUUGGUGGCAGGGGGGGGGGGGGGCGGCAAAAAUCUGCAAGAUUUGUGUUUCAUUAUUUAAGGAUGGCCCCUAAAUUAGAUGUCAAUCAUUUCUUUUUUUUUCUUUAUUUCAUUUUUACUUAUUACAAAAUUUAUACAAACACAAAUUUCAUCUAUAAGCAGAUGAAACUAUGGUUAUUAGAAUUCUUUUAAUCUGACUAAAAAUGUAUUGAAAUGUUUUUUUGAUUUUUUCACCAGUUGUCAGCCAUUGUUGAAAGAAUGAUUAAAUCAAUUGAUGUCAACAUAACAGAGUUUAUGAGGGAAAUAGACAACAGUGUACAGCUCAGCCGGGCAGCAUUUAGUCUCUGGGAUGCAGCACAUCAGGAAAUCUCCCCAGAGAAAUGGGAUGCCAUCCAGCUCAAGGUAAAACUAGAACAAGAAAAAAAAUGUGGAAACAUACCUAAAUGUAAAGCCAGAGUAGUUUAACUCAUACUUCAUAAAAAUAUGAACAUUGCUCAUGUUAAUACCAACUUUCAGAUAUUAAAAAAAUAUUUGAGCCUUUUAACAGAAAUUGUCUACAUCAAAUCUAGGUAAAUUCUUCUAACUGCAUCUUUACUUUAUGAGAGGAGUAGCCCAUCUUACACUUAUAAUUUCAUUAUAAUAUUCAUUAGCUCAAUAAACCUUUACGUGUUGGUAAUAUCAGAAGCCUAUGUAAAAAAAAUAUCUUUAUCUUGACCUUCACAGGCUGUUGAGAGAGGAGACGUUGAUUGCCCAAUUUGCCUUACUGAACUCCAGCUAGGUAAUGGCUUCGCCACUAAUGCCUUCAACAGCACAUCACCCAUCUCUGAAAACAGCUGCACAACCAAGUCUGCUAGUUCAGCCAAAGCCACAACCUACUCAAGCAGCCAUUUAAGGAGGAAGAGUCUAGAUAAAAAACUCUUGACAAAACUGAGCAAAGUCGCCAUUCCCAAUGGAGUAGAUUACCUAGGAAAUGAUGAGGGUAGACCAGAGUCUGUAUUUCCUGGAAACAAACCUGAUGAGAUGGGUGAGGGGAGUUCACAGUUGGCCAUCACCUACCCACAACAGAUUAGGAGCACUGUGCUGUUGUCCUGUACACAUGUAUUUCAUACAACCUGUCUAAAAACAUUAGAAGAGAUUGCUAUGGUUGAUUUGAAGAAUAUUUGUCCUGUUUGCAGGGCCCAUUACCAAAAGAAAAUUAUUGUCUAUUAAAAAUUAGAUUGCUUUCUGAGCCUUUUAAUUUAAUAUUGCCCCAAGUGCUGAACAUGGUGCAUGUUUGGGAAUGAGAUUUACUUGAAAUU